Suillus fuscotomentosus is the source of this 249-nucleotide messenger RNA. RefSeq lists its product as uncharacterized. The transcript has 2 exons. Gene Ontology annotation, molecular function: ATP binding; protein kinase activity. Gene Ontology annotation, biological process: protein phosphorylation. Lineage: Eukaryota; Fungi; Basidiomycota; Agaricomycetes; Boletales; Suillaceae. The annotation marks the transcript as partial. The record is from RefSeq and is a predicted model, not a curated record.
CCCAAAAGUUUUGCCUAUGGACGAUUGAAGUAUUUCGAAUAUCUUGCUGUGCAGCUUCUCGGGAUGAACGUUGAUGAAGUGCGGGCAUCCUGUCCUCUAUCGGCAGUAGUAAGCACCUUAGUGGUCGCUGAUCAGAUGAUCUCAGCUCCCGAACACAUACAAAAGAACAAACUUGUCCACUGCGACCUAAAAACUGGGAACAUCUUCAUCCACCCUACCGAUUCCAGGCAUUUGUACCUGGUCGACUAG